Molecule: messenger RNA, 4697 nt
Organism: Sinocyclocheilus anshuiensis
Lineage: Eukaryota; Metazoa; Chordata; Actinopteri; Cypriniformes; Cyprinidae
Product: lysine-specific demethylase 6A-like
Exons: 25
Coding region: 16-3516 (1166 amino acids)
Biological process (GO): heart development; regulation of gene expression
Cellular component (GO): MLL3/4 complex
Molecular function (GO): RNA polymerase II cis-regulatory region sequence-specific DNA binding; chromatin DNA binding; histone H3K27me2/H3K27me3 demethylase activity
Source: RefSeq, a predicted model, not a curated record
AGAUGGUAACGCUGAAUGUGUUUCCUCGCACAGGCUGUUCGCUGCUACGAGUCUCUCAUCCUGAAAGCUGAAGGAAAAGUGGAUCCCGAGUUCUUCUGCCAGCUGGGUCAUUUCAACCUCUUACUGGAGGAGUAUCCGAAAGCAUUAUCGGCGUAUCAGCGGUACUACAGUUUACAAUCAGACUACUGGAAGAAUGCUGCCUUUCUGUACGGCCUCGGGAUGGUUUACUUCCAUUUCAAUGCGUUUCAGUGGGCGAUCAAGGCGUUUCAGGAGGUGCUGUACAUCGACCCCGGCUUCUCUCGCGCUAAAGAGAUUCAUCUGCGUCUCGGCCUGAUGUUCAAAGUCAACACGGACUACGAGUCCAGCUUAAAGCACUUUCAGCUGGCGCUCAUCGACUCCAAUCACUGCUCUUUGUCCAAAGCUGAGAUUCAGUUUCACAUUGCGCAUUUAUACGAGAUUCAGAAGAGAUACCGCGCGGCCAAGGAGGCCUGUGAGAGUCUCCUGCAGACGGAGGAUUUACCUGCGCAGGUGAAGGCCGCGACCUUACAGCAGCUGGGUAAGAACAUGCCUCACCAGGAACACCUGUGUUUGCUCAUGAUCUGUGCUCAGUUCUGUAACCUCCAACACAAUAGUCUACAGAGUAAAAGUAAAAUGCUUCCUGGUAUUGAGGAAGCCUGGAGCCUCCCAAUCCCAGCAGAGCUAACGUCCAGACAGGGUGUCCAGAGCACAGGCCAGCAGGCGUGUAAAGCUCAGCCUGGGUCGUCAGGUGGGGCUCAUGGCUCCGGUCAGUCGCUGCCCCCCCACGUGAGUCCGCUGGAUCAGGCUGAGGAUCAGUCCAGUCCAGCCAAGAGGAAGAGGACCGCCAGCCCAGCCAAGAGUUCUACAGAGUCUUGGACCCACAGUUCAGCACAGCCACCAGCUUCCAACUGGUAUCUGUCUCCUCAGAAGCUGCAGUUGCUGGAACAGUUGCGGGUCAACCGUGCGAGUCUGAAGCCGCUUCAGCUGCAGAUGUUGGAGCAGUUGGAGGCUCAGCUGUCAGCCAUGCACCAGCAACAGAUGAGGCAAAACUCUUCUGGGCAAAUACGAGCCACCCUCCCCAAUGGCCCCUCACUGCCUGCUCACCCUGUUCCUCGCGGCCCGGCCGUGCCACCGUCUUGUAACGCUCAGCCGUUAGCCAACGGCCCGCAGCCCCCUUCAGUCGGCAAUAAUCACACGCCAGGAACCAGAGCGAACGGAGACGUGCCUUACCUGCACCCCAACACACUACCUCACAACUGCACAAGCCCAGGAGACACAUGGAGGAGCCAGCGUCUCAACUCCGCUCAGGGGCUUCAGAAAGGUCCGGGUUCGCAUUGGGCAGGUCCUAAUGGAGACCGGAUUCUCUCUUCCAGUGCUUCAGCCGACGGCGGCCCUCACAAUCAGGUUGGACUUCCCGCCACGACCCCAUCGGAGCCAGCUGUCAAUCAUCUGUCCUCUCCUUCCUCCACGUCGUCCCCCGCUUCGUCCUUCUCGCAAACGGCUACCUCAGGUGCGCCCCACGGCACCGGCCCGACCAAAGAGAGCGCCGCCCUGCAGGCCAACGGUUCUACUGCCUCUAACCACCACAGUCCCGACCGCUCGCCCACUUCCACCUCCGGCUCUCCGGCAGCCGCUUCCGCAGACAAUCCGCAGCUCUCCGCUCUUCUCAGGAGCAAGGAGAGUCCUGCCGUGAGCUCGAGGGUGAGCCACAUCCACCCGGGCACCACGCUAACAGCGUCCACCGCUUCUUCGCCCACCUCGUCACUGCCACCCUGCUCCGCAGAGCUUAACAAGCCAGGCUCCUCCGCGCCGGGACCACCGCCCGCCGUCACCGUUAACGGGAGCGGAGGGGGAGCGUGUUCAGAAGACUCUCAGAGCCCGCUGAAGCUGGAGCCGCCGGAGCUUUGCAUUAAAACCGCCACAGCUCUCAAACCCUCUCUCUCGUCCUCCACCGUCUCCAUUUACCCCACUUCAGCAGACGUCCUGAAAGCCUGCAGGAAUCUCCGGAAGAACGGUCUGUCGAGCAGCACUAUCUUGCUGAACAAGUGUCCGCCGCCACGGCUUCCUCCUCCUCCGUCACCGCCGCUCGCUAAAGACAAACUCAACCCGCCAACGCCGAGCAUCUAUUUGGAGAAUAAAAGAGACGCGUUCUUCCCGCCGCUGCACCAGUUCUGCACCAACCACUCCAACCCUGUCACUGUCAUCCGCGGCCUAGCUGGAGCCCUCAAACUAGAUUUGGGCCUGUUCUCCACGAAGACACUAGUAGAGGCAAACCCGGAGCACCUGGUGGAGGUGCGGACGCAGCUGUGUCAGCCGGCCGAUGAGAACUGGGAUGCCAGCGGUCUGAAGAAGCAGUGGCGCUGCGAGAGCAUACGCUCCUACACCACCAUCUCCACAUACGCACAGUACCAGGCCUCGUCCUUCCAGGAGUCGCUGCGGGAGGAGCAUGAGAAGAAGGGCCAGAAAGAGCUGUCAGACUCUGAGGUGACGUCAUCAGAAAUUGUUUCCAGGAGGCGGAAAGGUCCUUUCAGACAAGUCAAGUUUGGGACGAACAUUGACGUCUCUGAUGAAAAGAAGUGGAAGCUGCAGAUGCAGGAACUCGGUAAGCUGCCUGCGUUUGCGCGUGUGGUGUCUGCUGGGAACCUGCUGAGUCACGUGGGGCACAGCAUUCUGGGUAUGAACACGGUCCAGCUCUUCAUGAAAGUCCCAGGCAGCAGAACUCCAGGCCAUCAGGAGCACAAUAACUUCUGCGCCGUCAACAUCAACAUCGGGCCGGGCGACUGCGAGUGGUUUGCCGUGCCGGAGCCGUACUGGGGCGUGAUGAGCGAGUUCUGUGAGAAGAACAACAUCAACUUCCUGAAGGGCUCGUGGUGGCCGAAUCUGGAGGAUCUGUACGAGGCUAAUGUGCCGGUGUACCGCUUCAUCCAGCGGCCUGGAGAUCUGGUGUGGCUGAACACGGGGACGGUGCACUGGGGUCAGGCCAUCGGCUGGUGCAAUAACAUCUCGUGGAGCGUGGGCCCUCUGACCGCGUAUCAGUACAAGCUGGCCGUCGAACGUUACGAGUGGAACAAACUCCAGAGCGUCAAAUCUAUGGUUCCCAUGGUGCAUCUGUCCUGGAACUUGGCGAGGAACAUUAAAGUGUCCGACCACAAGCUGUUUGAGAUGAUCAAGUUCUGUCUGCUGCGGACGCUCAAGCAGUGUCAGACGAUUAAAGAGGCGCUGGUGUCUGCUGGGAAGGAGACCGUCUGGCACAGAAGAAGCCGAGAUGAGCCGGCUCAUUACUGCAGCAUCUGUGAGGUGGAGGUGUUUAACCUGCUCUUUGUGACGAGCCACAGUUACUCCAGGAAGUCCUGCGUGGUUCAGUGUCAGGAUUGCGCUCGGAAGGCCAGCAGUGAGCUCGACGGUUUCGUGGUGCUGCAGCAGUUCAGGAUGGAGGACCUCAUGCAGGUUUACGACCAGUUCUCAUUAGCUCCUGCUCUGCAUUCGUCUUCAUCUUGACAUUAAGAUGCCGUACAUGUGGAGAAUAUCGCAUUACAGGAACUCUCUAAAUGGACCAUUUCUGAUAUUCAGGACCGUGGCGCUUGUCUCUCGUGUGGCUGGGGACCAUCGGAGAGCACGGGACCGUCGACUCAAGUGGCUGUGUGUGUCUAUGCAACCUGUUUAUAAACUGCAGCGUGUGACUGGCCUGUGGGGGGCGCUAGUGAGGAACUUCCCCUCUACACACCUCUUCCUGAACGGGCCGCUCGCCUCUGCUUCACGUGAGAAAUUAAUCACAAAAACUGGGGAGGAAUUUAUGGGAAACUGGUUUUGUACAUAUUGUCUGUCACAACCGGCAUCGUCGCUUACAGACUACUGACUUGAGACGUUCUUUUUGUAUUUUGUUAACAUGCUGAAACCUGAAAUCUCUUUCCUUGUGUCUCAAGGCUUCGCCUUCACGGAGCGCUAGCCUAGCUUUUUGUACGGUAGAUAGCGAUUUUACGACGACUUUGGAUGGCAAAAUCUAAAAAUAAAAAAAAAUAUUUGUAAUGUGAAAAAUUAGGUGAUAUAUAAUUUUUUACUGCUUUUAUGUUUUACCUGUCUUGUUAUUUUGACACCAUGUUGGAUAUUUUGUUUCUUAGGUAAGAAAAAGGAAAAAAACUGUGGAAAAAAAACAUAACAGCCAAGUCACAAAGAAAAAUGGGUUGCACAUAGAGUAAGGAAUAAAUGGUCUGUUUUUUGUUUUUUUUCCUUCCUUGUUUGUUUCUAAUCCUGAUGUACAUUUACACUAUUUAUAAAUACAUAUUUAUUGCUUGAAGAUAUUUGUGGAUGGAAUGCUGUUAUUUUUCCCAGAGUACCUGCCAUUAAAUUUGAAGGAGUUUGGUCAUUUAAACUACUCCUGCAUUUUUCUAUAUAGAAUUAAACUGCUUAGUAAGCAUUGUACAGAAACUAUAAAAUUGUUUUAUUGUUUGAAGAAUGUUUUGAGUUAUUAAACAAGUUGUCAACGUUUUCAUGCACUUGUAUUGAAUAUGUGCCGAAACGUGAAAAUCCUUCUUAGCCUCUUAAAUCUUUAUGAAAACAUUGUUCACAAUGAUGCAUAUUGUUUGACCGCACAUUUACUGUUUCUGUACAUGGAUUGUAUAACAUCGAAUGUUUUUUCACUCUCGCACACACUCACACACGCACUCACUCUCAUUCACUCA